GAAUUUUAGUGCUACCCUUACAUUGGGAAAAUUUUUCGCGGGAAUGGCGAAGCAGGGUACGCUUUUAGCGUUCUUUUCACCUAAGGCAAAGUCUGAACCAGCCUGCAAAGAGUCUCCUACGGCAUUAAAUAAGUCUGCGAGUAAAACUCGAUCAGCAAAAAAACAGAAUGGCAAAAAUGGAAAAGAUUACGACAUAAAUUUAGAAGCUGGCGAUUUGGUUUUAACAAAGUUAGCUACGUAUCCAUGGUGGCCCAGCUUAGUUUGCCAAGGGCCCUCUGGAAAAAUCAAGAAGGGCGGGAAUAAGUCAGCGAAAUUCCACGUACAGUUCUUCGACGAACCAAUUCUUCGUUCUUGGAUACCGGCUAAAUACAUAGUUAGAAAAUCCGAUAUUAGUGUAGAAGAUACGAACAUUGGAGGAAAGUAUUAUUCUUCCGACCCAAAAUGGAAAAAAAGUAUGGAACAGUUUUAUGACGCGGAGAAACUCACCGUUGAAGAUAGAUUAAGCUUAGUUGUUGAUUUUAUGUCUACUGAUGAUGAGGAUGAUGCUAUAAAGUUAGAUACAAACAAAAACGAGAAAGGAGAUUUGAAAAAAAAUGACGAUAACGAAAUGGACGUGAAUGAUGAGGAUAUUCCUAAAAGUGGACGUAGAAAAAAACGAAAAAAGAAUUAUAUUGAAUCGGAUUCAGAAGCAGAAGAUAUUGAUGUCUCGGAAGACGAGUUUGAACCUGAUGAAUCCUCAUCUGAUGAGGAUAUUCCAGAAGAAGAGGUAGAAGAAGAAAUUUUAGAAGAAAAAGACGCUAGUAUAGAAGAGGAAAUUAUGGAUAUUGUUGAAAGUCCGCCAAAAAAGGGAAAGAAGAGAAAAAGCACAACGCAAUCUUUCCAGCCAGCAAGAAAAAGACUGUCAUUAGAUACAAGUUUAACGAUAUCCAACAAAACGGAGAAGAAACUGGAGGCAUUCACUGUAAAGGCAAAAUCGACAGAGGCGUCAUCUGCUCCUGGUUCAUACAAACAUUUAACCUUUGAAUUCCUGCAUGAAGAUAAAAUUAAGGAUAUUGAAGGACGACCUAAAUCUCAUCCUGAUUAUGAUCCGAAAACACUACAUGUCCCGAAAGCGUUUCUUGACAAGCAAACUCCGGCUAUGCGACAGUGGUGGCAAUUUAAAUCAAAUCAUCUCGAUGUUAUUCUCUUAUUUAAGAUGGGAAAAUUUUAUGAAAUGUUUCAUAUGGAUGCUGUUCUAGCUAUAAAAGAAAUGAAUCUUAUAAUGAUGAAGGGAGAUUACGCUCAUGCUGGUUUCCCGGAAAGUGCUUUUUCCAGACAUGCAGAUGCCCUUAUUGAAAAAGGGUAUAAAGUAGCCAGAAUUGAACAAACAGAAACCCCUGAAAUGAUGCAGAAGCGAUUAAGCAAAAUGUCUAAAUGCGACAAGGUUGUUAGAAGGGAACUUUGCAGAAUAACUUCAAAAGGGACGCGUAUUUGUUCAUUUAUAGAUGGUGAUUCCACAGCUGAAAGCAAUUCGUACUUGUUAGCCUUUUGCGAAAUUGAAAAUUCUACUGGUUCAGAAACAAGAUACGGUGUUUGUUUUGUUGAUACUACGAUUGGGGAGAUACACAUCGGUGAAUUCAAUGAUGACAGACAUCGUUCGAAAUUCCAAACCUUAAUUGCUCAUUUUCCUCCUACACAAAUACUUAUUGAGAAAGGACACACAAGCGAAAAAACGCAACAAAUAGUUUCGUCACAAUUAUCUCAUAUUCUACAAGAAAACCUUAAGCCCAAAAGUGAAUUUCUUGAAAGCGACAAAUGUUUAAAAGUUCUCAAAGAAGAAAAGUAUUUUUCUGACGGGGAGUCAGAUUCAUUAGAUAAGUGGCCUGAAGGAUUAAAAGAAAUGCUGGCCGAAGGAGAUGUCUUGGGAUUAACAGCCAAACGUGAAUACCAGCUUGCUAUAAAGUCUCUCGGUGCAAUUGUUUGGUAUUUUAAGCGUUGCUUAAUAGAUGCUGAAAUACUUUCAUUAGGAAAUGUUACAAUAUACACACCCCCUGAAGUAAAAAAUCAACAAGAUAACACCUGUGACUUAACUAGUAAUCAGCGUAAAAUGAUUAUUGAUGGGGUUUCGCUAAACAAUUUGGAAAUCUUAUGUAAUAAUGCAGGAACUAAUCAGGGCACUUUGCUGGAAAAGAUAAACUUUUGUAACACAGCCUUUGGAAGGAGAUUGUUAUGUCAAUGGAUUUGCUCACCUCUCAUAAAUCCAAGUGCAAUAAACGAGAGAUUAGACGCGAUUGAUGAUAUACGAAAUCAUGCAGACAUUUUUGAGAAAAUUGGCAAAGAAAUAAAGUUAUUACCUGAUUUACCGAGACUUCUUAAAAAGGUUCACUCACUAGGAUCAAAUUUAAGAAGUCAAAACCAUCCCGAUAGUAGAGCUAUACUGUUUGAUUCUAACGUUUAUAGCAAACGCCAAAUUGAAGAUUUUUUAUUGAUAUUAAAAGGAUUUACAAGCUGCUUAAAUAUUAUAAGCUCAGUAUCUAGAAGUGGGGGACAAUUUAAAUCUCAGCUGCUUAGAAAAUGUGUUUCAUUUACCGAGGACGGUGGGAAUUUUCCUGACUAUAGCGAUCAAUUAGACUUCUUUCAAUGCGCCUUCAACCAAGCAGAGGCUAAAAGAACAGGAACAAUUAAACCGAACAAAGGCACAGAUAUCGAGUAUGACGAGGCUAUUGAAAAUAUUGAUGACCUCGAACAACAGUUAGAAGAUUUUCUGAGUGCCCAAAAGAAGAAAUUUGGCUCCUCAGCAAUAUGCUACUUUGGAUCUGGAAAAAACCGAUAUCAAGUUGAAAUACCCGAAAAGAUUAAAGUUCCAAGCAGCUACUCUUUAAUAUCUUCCAGAAAAGGAUUUAAGAGAUACAGAACGGAAGAACUUGAAGAUCUUAUUGCCAAACUGACGAAAGCUGAAGAAUAUAGAGAUACGAGAUUGAAGGACUCGACAAGAAAAGUUUUCCAUCAAUUCUCAGCGAACUUCCACUUAUGGGACAAAUCGACACAGUGCGUAGCAGUAUUAGAUAUUUUGAUGAGUUUAGCUAAAUUCAGCUUAUCCUUCGAAAAUAAUGUCUGUCGUCCUGAAUUUAAGCUACCUGACAAAGGAAUCGAACCGUUUUUAUAUAUUUCACAAGGAAGACAUCCAUGCAUUUCUAAGACUUACAGUGGUUCUGAUUUCAUUCCAAAUGACACUGUUAUUGGAAAACUUCCAGAUUCGCUGUCUGAUUAUGAGCAAAAGACUGGAAUUAAGGACGCUAGUCUUAUUAUGGUAACUGGUCCAAAUAUGGGUGGAAAGAGUACUUUAAUGCGUCAAGUUGGGCUAAUUACCGUUCUGGCACAGCUGGGAUCUUACGUACCAGCUGAACGAUGUGUUCUUACUCCUGUAGACCGUUUGUUUACUAGGCUAGGUGCCUCGGAUAAAAUUAUGGCCGGCGAGAGUACAUUCUUUGUUGAAAUGAGCGAAACGUCAGCGAUAAUGCAUCAUGCUACUCAACAUUCUCUAGUGCUUAUUGACGAACUCGGAAGAGGAACGGCUACAUAUGAUGGAACUGCUAUAGCUAGCGCUGUAGCGAAUGAACUAUCACGAUUUACGCGCUGCAGAACUUUAUUUUCUACUCAUUAUCAUUCAUUAGCUGAACACCAUGCAGCUGAUAAUAAUAUUGGGUUUGGGCAUAUGGCUUGCAUGGUUGAAAACGAUUCUCCAGAUGGUGAAGUGGAGGAGGAAUCCGUGACAUUUCUGUAUCAAUUUACUGAGGGUGCAUGCCCAAAGAGCCAUGGCUUUAAUGCCGCAAAAUUAGCUGAUCUUCCUGCUGAGGUCAUCAAACGAGCCCGAGAAAAGGCUGAUUUAUUUGAAAAGGCUCACAGGAACCUACAAUUAACCAAAAGUAUCUAUUUUGCUCAAACGGAUCAAGAUUGGAUGAAAUCUUUUGAUAAAUUGAGAGGGAGCGGCGUAUAG
Molecule: messenger RNA, 3976 nt
Organism: Dimorphilus gyrociliatus
Lineage: Eukaryota; Metazoa; Annelida; Polychaeta; Dinophilidae
Source: the annotation of a GenBank genome assembly